AUGCCCAGCUUCUUCCAGUUCACCCAGGGCACCGAGUCCCGCGUCCGGCCCAACGACUCCUCGCCGCUCCUCGGCCGCUUCCGCGCCGUACCACCCCCGCCCGAGUCUGGCGCCCGCCGAAGCAGCCAGCUAGGCCUGCUCUCGAACAGCAUCGCCGCCGGCCGCGGCAGCGUGCACGUCGGCUACGGCGCCCUCAUCGCCGCCCACCUCGGUGACAGCGACAGCGAGGAUGAGUGCAUCCGCCGCGACGGCCGCCUCGGGCUCGGGGAAGACGUUGCGGCCCGGGAUCGGUUGUGGCAGAAGUGGGUGAUUGACCUCUGGGUCGAGCCCAGACAGUUGGCUGUCAUGAAGGUUGUGGAUCGGUGGUGGAGCCGAUAUGGGCUCUUGGUGUUUAUGCCGGCCGUUCUGGCCAUCACAUGGUGCGCCAUUCCUUUUCCUCAGUAUCCCCUGCCUAGAGAUGACGACGGCGACCAACAAGACCCGACAAAACCCGGCAAGCGACCCGGCUAUGGCGCUGCCAACGUCGAGGUCAACUUUUGGUUCUUUCUCUUUAUUUACUAUGGCUUUUACAAUGCUACAGCGCUGGUGUGGAUUACAAAGGUGUUUAACCUCUACAACCUCAACUGGUGGCCAAAGAUUCUGGGCUUCCCGGUGACCGUGUCAUUGAUAGCCAUUCUAUCACUGGCAGUUCCGGUACCCCUUUACCUCAUACCAGAGACGCGCUUCCUGACAAAUCACAACACGUCGUGGAUCUCAUGGACGUUUUGCGUAAUGGCCAUGCCUGUGGCCAUCGCGUUUCUCAUCCUCAUGACCAACGAGCGACACAUUGGCCUGCGACACUCGCUUUCUGAAACGCAGCGCAUUUUUACUACAUCUUGGUGGACGGGCGAGCCUGACACCAUGUCACGGCCGGAUAGACGUCGGCGUAACGUGCCAGGCGACUUGUGGGAGCACGACGUGCUGCAAUCGUAUGAGGCGACGCGGCCGCAGGGAGUGGCCAUGAGGCCAUACGUGCUGGGAGAGGCAUACGCCGAGCUCUACCUGCAGACGCUGCCGCACAACAGUUUGGAGACAGUAGUGUACGUCUACGGCUGGGUCAUUACGGUGCAUCUGCUGGACGCGCUUACUGGCUGGGUGCUGGGAGUAAGGGAGGGCGAGCGCGUGGGAAGCUACCCGCUGAGUUGGGUUUUUAAGCUGUAUUUUAUGCUUACGUAUCAAACAUACGUGCGUGCGCUUUACGCUCGACUGCGUACGCCACAGCAGUUCAUUGUGCUGCAGAUACUGUCGUCGACGAGCUUGGUGAUUCUGACGCCGCUGAUGAUGACGCAGACAUUUCACAGGGCCAUGUGCGUGCUGGGGCUUAAUGGACAAACGUACGGGUCAUAUCAGAAGCUGCAAACGCGAAAUGUGUUUAUCCGGUUCUUGGCGGAGAAUGCAUCCAUGGCGACGUUCCUAGGGAGCGUGCUCGUGCUGCACUAUGGCGCUAACAAGGACGUGUAUCCGUACUUUGCGUUUGAUCGCGAAUCGGAGCCGUACAAUUUGAACUUGACGCUGUACUUUUCGGCGAUUACCUGGCUGUGCGAGCUGGUGGCCAGCGUGGCGGUGCGGGGUCUGAUUCGGUACUGCUUCAAGGUGGACGUCGGGCUGGAGGGCAAGCUGGACCUGGCAGUGUGGCCGGAGCUGCUGCCGACGUGUGUGGCAGUGAUGCUACAUGUCCUACAGAAUAUGAUGUUUUCGAUUAUCCGGUUGCAGUUUCAUUAG
Cordyceps militaris CM01 is the source of this 1761-nucleotide messenger RNA. RefSeq lists its product as uncharacterized. The record is from RefSeq and is a predicted model, not a curated record. The coding region runs from base 1 to 1761 and encodes 586 amino acids. Lineage: Eukaryota; Fungi; Ascomycota; Sordariomycetes; Hypocreales; Cordycipitaceae. The transcript has 5 exons.